AUGAAAAUAAUUAUGUAAUAUCUUCUUAUUAACAAGAUUAUAUAAUAUUUCGUGUAUAAUAACCAGUGCUACAAUGAAAAUAAAAUUAGCUACGUUAUCAAAACGCGUGUGCAAAGGAAUCGAGGGAAAAAGAAGCUUGAGCAUGCGCAAUGAAGACAGCGCGUUCGAGAAUCGUGGCGGGCCAAGCUAUGUUCAUUCAGUUUGCCGGUACUAUUUGCUCGCUGCGGUUGUCGUGAUUUUGGAAAUGUGUUCACUUCGAAUUGUUGAUCGUCACGUGUUAUUCGUAUCCGUCAGAAUUUCCAAUUUCACGAUAGUUUAAGUCGCAAUAAUGGUAAUAACGGUUUCACAGUUUCGAAACGCAACGUGAUUGUAAUUGACGAACAUUUACGAAGUAUCGUGUCAAAGAGGUCGCUUAGAUCCAUGAAUACAACACAGAUCGAAUAUAUUCAUGUGAAAUAUAUGUAUAAGAUUAAAUGAAGUUUAGUAACGCAUUGGUAGAGACGAGUGAAAAUAUUUAUGACGAAAUUUGUGAAAUUUUACGAAGAUUUAAAAUAAUCGAUGAACUGUGUGUUCGAUUUCAUAGUUAAUUGUGUUUCUUUCUUAAUAUAUAUUAAAUUAUGGUUAUGGAAAGUGUCAUUGGCUUAAGAUAGCGAAACGACUUCGUAGUCACGAGAAAGCAGUUUAUAAUGUUACUUAAUACCAUCGCGUUAACGAAAACCACGAUUUAUUGGAGGUUAAAGAAAACUAUAUAUGACGCUCGUCCAACAGAGCUAGCAUUCUUUUCACGAUUCUCCAUGGAUUUUGACCAGUUGUCACCGUGUGUUUGGAAAUUUAGUGUCGUUUGCAAGGAUGUUUCGCGAGUCUAUAUCAGUCCAAAUGUAAAACUACCGACGUAAAAGAAUUACUGACCAUCUGAGUACUCGAAAUCCAAUAAAUUUUUAGAGUGAGGUUAAUCAUGAUUCGUAAAUAUAUAAACUUGACAUAGUGUUAAUUUUGAGUAAAUUGUGGUGCGACAAGUGUUUGUACAUGAAUGUUGUUGUGAACAAAAGUGGAAUCAUAGAGCAAUUGGAAAUAUUAUCGUGAUACGAAGCAAAGAUAUAUAUCAGGAUUGGAAUCCUGGUGGACAAAGCAUAGUAAAAAUGUUGUCUACAGUGUCCAGUAUUCCAUUCGAAUUGAAUUCUUCAUAUUAUACAACUGUUACCGGGAACAACGGUCUCGAUGCAUUAUCGGUGAUCGAGUCUAGAAAUACGACGGAUCUUUACAUGUUACCGCCUUAUAUUCGCAAUACAUCCAUGAUUACCUGCAUUAUAGUGAUGGUUCUUGGCAUAAUUGGAAACCUUAUGGUACCAAUCGUUGUCUUUCGAGGCAAAGAUAUGCGGAAUAGCACGAAUAUUUUUCUAGUGAAUUUGAGUGUAGCAGAUCUCUGCGUUCUCUUGAUUUGUACACCAACCAUUCUUGUUGAAGUGAAUUCUGGACCAGAAAUCUGGCCACUUGGUGAACAUAUGUGUAAAGCUGUACCAUUUGUUGAAUUAACCGUGGCACACGCUUCAGUUUUGACGAUUCUGGCUAUCAGUUUCGAGCGGUAUUAUGCAAUUUGCGAGCCCUUACGAGUUGGAUAUAUGUGCACAAAGGCUAGAGCGACAUUUCUUUGUUUCGUGGCGUGGAUCGUGGCAGCGCUUUGCACCAGUCCUAUCCUAUUAAUGGCUACAUACGAGGAAGAGAAUAAGGAUGGUACAUACAUUCCAACUUGUUACACGAAAGCAAACACAUAUUGGACAAUCAGUUUCAUCUUAUUCACAAUAAUUGUAUUCUUUGUAAUACCAUUCUUGAUUUUGGUAGUCCUAUACACGGUUAUAGCACGCCAUCUGAUGACGAAUCCAACAAUUAGCCGUGGCUCGUCGAACAACUUGCUCAAAUAUCGCAAGCAGGUAAUGCUCAUGUUAGGAACAGUGGUACUCUGUUUCUUCCUGUGUCUAUUACCAUUUCGAGCAUUAACGCUUUGGAUCUUAGUUGUCCCGAUUAAGGUGAUUCUCGAUUUUGGUAUCGAGCGUUACUUCACUCUGCUCUAUUUCUGCCGAGUGAUGUUAUACUUGAAUUCCGCCAUUAAUCCUAUUCUCUACAAUUUAAUGUCAACGAAAUUCAGGGAAGGAUUCCUUAGAUUAUGCGGUUUGGGUCCUAAUAGAAGAAAGAAGAAGAAAACGUCGGACAAAACUGGUACUUAUACUACUGGCUCAACCAAUUGCAGUAGUAACCACUCAGACUUCUGGAGACGACAUAGCAGUAAUAAGAGCAGCAGUGUUACGGCGCCGUGCAACAAUUCAACCAUGGAGAAACAAACAAAAGUACCACUUCAGACGACGGUCAUUAGCGGAAAUAUUGUUAGGAAAAAACAGGAAAGUUACGUUUGA
Apis mellifera (honey bee) is the source of this 2408-nucleotide messenger RNA. It is a transcript of the gene ETHR, whose product is annotated as ecdysis triggering hormone receptor. The record is from RefSeq and is a predicted model, not a curated record. Gene Ontology annotation, cellular component: plasma membrane. The transcript has 7 exons. Gene Ontology annotation, biological process: G protein-coupled receptor signaling pathway. Bases 1140 to 2408 code for a protein of 422 amino acids. Gene Ontology annotation, molecular function: G protein-coupled receptor activity. NCBI's taxonomy places the organism in Eukaryota, Metazoa, Arthropoda, Insecta, Hymenoptera, Apidae.